Molecule: messenger RNA, 923 nt
Organism: Lentinula edodes (shiitake mushroom)
Lineage: Eukaryota; Fungi; Basidiomycota; Agaricomycetes; Agaricales; Omphalotaceae
Exons: 4
Coding region: 45-755 (236 amino acids)
Biological process (GO): U4 snRNA 3'-end processing; nuclear polyadenylation-dependent rRNA catabolic process; CUT catabolic process
Cellular component (GO): cytoplasmic exosome (RNase complex); nuclear exosome (RNase complex)
Molecular function (GO): RNA binding
Source: RefSeq, a predicted model, not a curated record
CAACAAUGAAAUAAUUAGCGCCCGGCAACUCUGCUGUUAUCAUUAUGACCAUCGUACUCCCUGGCGAACGAGCACCAGCUCAACAUGUAAACCUGAAGCUGGGACCGGGCCUUCUACAAAAUAGCAAUGCAUCUACUUCCACUGGUCGAGCAGCACCGUCAAUAUUUGCUACUCGUGCAGGGACCCUCAAUCACUCUGCAAACGGUAGUAAAUGGUGGAUAGAAAGUAAUGCGAGGCGGUAUGUGCCUGCUGCGCAAGAAUCCGUAAUAGGCGUCGUGGUACAAAAGCAAGGCGAAGGAUUUCGCGUAGACAUUGGGACAGCCCAUUCUGCAAAUUUGGACGGGCUAGCUUUUGAAGGUGCUACCAAACGAAACAAGCCAAAUUUGAAGGUUGGGAGUUUGAUUUAUGGCCGAAUCUCGUUGGCCCAUAAAGAUAUGGAACCAGAGCUGGAAUGUUUUGACGCACAAUCACGAAAAUCAGAAGGUUUUGGAGAGUUGAAGGGAGGAUUUCUGGUGCGAUGCAGCUUGAGAUUGUGUCGACAACUACUGGAUCCCAAAUAUUUUUUACUGCCUUUAUUAGGUUCUCUCUUUCCUCUUGAGAUUGCGGUAGGGCUCAAUGGUCGAGUCUGGAUCAGCUCACAAGACGCGAAACGUACCAUUGCAAUAGCUCAAGCUAUCGAGGCAGCUGACCCCGAUGCACAAGGGAUGGAUGAAGAUGGUAUCAGAACUUUGCUCGAAGACCUAGGUCGCAAGUAAAUGUUUGAGUAAGUAAAGUCAGUAUCCGUCCAUAUCAUGCCCAUAUAUUUUGUGGAAAAUCGAGGUUCUGUUGAUCUUAAAAUCACACUAAUGGCCUAUAGCUAGUGGGUAUGUUACAUACUACAAUGUUAUAACAAACUUCAGACCUCAAAGUUGAGCUCCGACAUU